UCCCGUUCUGAGUCGAGGGCCACGAACGGCGGAGAUGUAGUCAGUCGCAGGGCCCUCCUCAGCGAAACGCGACCGAGCGAGAGCUUAAAUACCGAUCCGCCUGGUUCUGGAGAAGCCCUCAGCGGACGGCGAAGUGGGGAAGCGGAAGCGGGAGAUUGAUCUCUCUCCCCACUCUCUCCGCGAUUAAUCGGGCAUUUUCCCCUUUUCUUAGGGUGCUCGGUAGAGAGGCCGUAAUCGAGCAACGAGAAUGGGCGCCGGCGGACGAAUGACGGCGAAAGAGCGGGACGACCAGGCCGCGGCAGCUCACCGCCAGGACGAGAACCACUCCCUCCUGCGCUCCCCGACCGAGAAGCCUCCAUUCACAUUGGGCCAAAUCAAGAAGGCCAUCCCCCCGCACUGCUUCGAGCGCUCCGUUCUCCGCUCCUCCUCCUACGUCGUCCACGACCUCGCCAUCUCCGCCGCCCUCCUCUACGUGGCCCUCGCCGUCAUCCCGGCCCUGUCCCAGCCGCUGCUCCGCCUCGCCGCCUGGCCCUUCUACUGGGCCGCCCAGGGCUGCGUCCUCACCGGCAUCUGGGUCAUCGCCCACGAGUGCGGCCACCACGCCUUCUCCGACUCCUCCCUCCUCGAUGACGUCGUCGGCCUCGUCCUCCACUCUGCUCUCCUCGUCCCUUACUUCUCCUGGAAGAUCAGCCACCGCCGCCAUCACUCCAACACCGGCUCCCUCGACCGCGACGAGGUCUUCGUCCCCAAGACCAAGUCCGCCCUCCCCUGGUACAGCAAGUACCUCAACAACCCCCCCGGCCGCCUCCUCACCAUGGUGGUGACCCUAACCCUCGGCUGGCCCCUGUACCUCGCCUUCAACGUCUCCGGCCGCCCCUACCCCCGGCUCGCCUGCCACUACGACCCCUACAGCCCGAUCUACUCGGACCGGGAGCGCGCCCAGAUCUUCAUCUCCGACACGGGCGUCCUCGCGGCGUCCUUCGCGCUGUACCGGCUCGUGGGGGCUUUCGGGUUCUGGUGGGUGGUGCGGGUCUACGGUGUUCCGUUGCUGAUCGUGAACGGGUGGCUGGUGACGAUCACGUACCUGCAGCACACCCACGCGGCGCUGCCGCACUACGACUCGAGCGAGUGGGACUGGCUCCGGGGGGCGCUGGCCACAGUGGACCGGGACUACGGGUUGCUGAACCGGGUUUUCCAUCACAUCACGGACACCCACGUGGCCCACCAUCUCUUCUCCACCAUGCCCCACUACCACGCCAUGGAGGCCACCAAGGCUAUCCGUCCGAUCCUGGGAGAGUAUUAUCGGUUCGACGGGACGCCGGUGUUCAAGGCGCUGUGGAGGGAGGGCAAGGAGUGCAUCUACGUCGAGCCGGACGAGGGGGGAGCGAGGAAGGGCGUGUUCUGGUACCGGAACGAGUUCUGAACUUGAGGGAUUACUAGAGCGAGGAGAAGGUUUAGACCGCGCAUCAAUUAGAGACAGAAGAUGUUAGGACCUGACCGACCCCUCCCGGACGAUGGCCGCCGGAUUCCCCCACUGAGGGGAGGGAUUUGGUGGUGGUGGGUCCACUGGUGUCUGCCCUUUUUAAUGUGUUUGUGUGCUCUUUUCGGUUCUUUUUUUGGUUCCUGUGUUGGCUUCUCUUGGUCGAUCUGUGGUUCCUCUGUUUCAGUUGCUCUUGAAAUAACAGUGAAAGAUGGUCAUAAGAAAGAAACCUUUGGAGAAAAAAAAUAAGAAAAAAAAAAUCUGUUUCUCUUUCCCCUA
Elaeis guineensis (African oil palm) is the source of this 1759-nucleotide messenger RNA. Its product is annotated as fatty acid desaturase DES2. NCBI's taxonomy places the organism in Eukaryota, Viridiplantae, Streptophyta, Magnoliopsida, Arecales, Arecaceae. Gene Ontology annotation, biological process: lipid metabolic process. The record is from RefSeq and is a predicted model, not a curated record. Gene Ontology annotation, molecular function: oxidoreductase activity, acting on paired donors, with oxidation of a pair of donors resulting in the reduction of molecular oxygen to two molecules of water.